GCCUCACCCUCCUAUAUACCAGCCGCCCACUUCGCUCGAUCGCUUGCAUUUUCCUCACGGUAGUUUCACGCGCACCACACGCUCCAGCAGAGACACGGGAGGGAGUUUUCCUAUAUAUUUUGGUCGUCUCUGGAUCUGGACACAGAGAAAGGAGAGAGCGCGUGGCGUGGCACGUAUGGGGCAAGAGGCAGCCGUCGUGGCAGCGAACGGCGCCGGCGCCGGCAGCAGCAAGCCGCACGCCGUGGUGGUGGCGUACCCGCUGCAGGGGCACGUCAUCCCGGCGGGGCACCUGGCGCUGCGCCUCGCCGAGCGCGGCUUCGCCGUCACCUUCGUCAACACCGAGUCCGUGCACCACCGGACGGCGCGCGCGCUGGGCGGCGGCGCCGGCGACAUCUUCGCGGGCGUGCGCGCGCGCGGCGAGGGGCUGGACCUGCGGUACGAGCUGGUGAGCGACGGCUUCCCGCUGGGGUUCGACCGGUCCCUGAACCACGACCAGUUCAUGGAGGGCCUCCUGCACGUGCUCCCGGCGCACGUCGAGGAGCUCCUCCGCCGCGUCGUCAAAGACCCGGCCACCACCUGCCUCGUCGUCGACACCUUCUUCGUCUGGCCGGCCACGCUGGCCCGGAAGCUGGGGGUCCCCUACGUGUCCUUCUGGACGGAGCCCGCGCUCAUCUUCAACCUCUACUACCACAUGGACCUGCUCGCCGAGCACGGCCACUUCAAAUGCAAAGAGCCUCGCAAGGACACGAUCACGUACAUCCCCGGCGUGGCGUCGAUCGAGCCGGGCGAGCUCAUGUCGUACCUGCAGGAGACGGACACCACCUCCGUGGUGCACCGCAUCAUCUUCAAGGCGUUCGACGAGGCCCGGCGCGCCGACUACGUGCUGUGCAACACCGUGGAGGAGCUGGAGCCGUCGACCAUCGCCGCGCUGCGCGCCGCCGGCAAGCCCUUCUACCCCGUGGGCCCCAUCUUCCCGGCGGGGUUCGCGCGCAGCGCCGUGGCCACGUCCAUGUGGGCCGAGUCCGACUGCUCCCGCUGGCUGGCCGCGCAGCCGCCGGGGUCCGUGCUCUACGUCUCCUUCGGCAGCUACGCGCACGUGACGCGCCGGGAUCUGCACGAGAUCGCGGCCGGGGUGCUCGCCAGCGGCGCGCGGUUCCUGUGGGUGCUGCGCCCGGACGCGGUGAGCUCCGACGACCCGGACCCGCUCCCCGAGGGGUUCGCGGCGGCGGCGGCGGCGGGGCGCGGGCUGGUGGUGCCCUGGUGCUGCCAGGUGGAGGUGCUCUCGCACGCCGCCGUGGGCGCGUUCCUCACGCACUGCGGCUGGAACUCCGUCCUGGAGAGCGUGUGGGCGGGCGUGCCGAUGCUGUGCUUCCCGCUGCUCACGGACCAGAUCACCAACCGCCGCCUCGUCGCGCGGGAGUGGCGCGCCGGCGUCUCCAUCGGGGACCGCGGCGCGGUGGCCGCCGACGAGGUGAGGGCGCGGAUCCAGGGGGUGAUGGGCGGGGAGGAGGGCGAGAAGCUCAGGGAGCAGGUGCGGAAGCUCAGGGCCACGCUCCAGGCCGCCGUGGCACACGGCGGCUCGUCGCGGAGCAACUUCGACGAGUUCGUCGACGUGCUGAAGCGCCGCUGCGGGGGGCACUGAGGAUCAGAGCUACCCGGUCGAGGAAGCAGCCUAGCCGCGCCAAGUCUAUCUGGAACACGUGGGCAUGUACUAUCAUGUGUAGCUGUUGUAUCCUCCAGUGUACCGUCGAACAUAAACUGGCUCGAUCGAAGCGUUGUGAGUACGGUCGGCCAUUGUUGUGCAGGUUUGAUGUCAAUAUAUACGUAUGCCAAUAACCUUUGGUCACUCGUUGGUUGAAGCUGAA
Molecule: messenger RNA, 1865 nt
Organism: Panicum virgatum (switchgrass)
Lineage: Eukaryota; Viridiplantae; Streptophyta; Magnoliopsida; Poales; Poaceae
Product: UDP-glycosyltransferase 86A1-like
Exons: 2
Coding region: 176-1642 (488 amino acids)
Molecular function (GO): UDP-glycosyltransferase activity
Source: RefSeq, a predicted model, not a curated record